AUGAAGUGCACCCUCUUUGGUGACUUGGUUGACAAAGCCCUUGGCUUAUUUGAUAAAGAUGAUGGUCAGCCUAUUAUCUUGGUGGCACAAUUCUUUAAGCCUAAUUUCUAUCUCAAUAAGGUCAAUGAUCAAAAUAGCCUUUAUGCCUCUUACCUGUUUUUUAACCCUGAGAUCCCCAAUGUUCUUGCAUUCAAGAAUAGGUUAAUAAAGAGAGGUGAUCUAAAGGCUCAGUGUAUUAAUUAUAUACAGAGCCAUCCCGUAAAUUCAAUUAGUGAUGAGUUGCAUGGUGGUUCCUUACUAAUCACUACUAUUGAGGAAGUCUUGGACAAAACAAAUGAAGCUUCAUGUUGGAUAAUAGCCACUGUGGUUUCUAUUGAAGUUGGUGGAAAUGAUUGGUAUUAUGAUUUGUGCAAGAGUUCUCCCAGAAAGGUGAAGGAGAAUAAAGGUUGUUAUUCGUGUGAGCAUUGCGGUAAAGUUGGUUUCAAUGCUCCUCUGAGGUAUCAUCUUCAUGUUAUUACUACUGAUGGUACUGUUUGUAUUGGCCUAAUCAUUUGGAAGCAAGAGGCAAAACUGGGUGUUGGAAAGUUUGCAAGAAAAGUCAAAGACCUCAGUAGAGGAGAAAAUGUGGCAUGCUAUCCCAAAGUUUUGGAUAGCAUUAUAAACAAGAAAUUUCUGUUUAAAUUGUCCAUUAUGAAAAAAAAUCUCACCUCAAUCGAUCAAGUGUAUAAUGUAGUUAAGAUCAGUGAUGAUGACACACUCAUAGCCCUUUAUGAGUCCCAGUCUUGCUCUAUAGAUAUGGUGGGAGUUGACCAAAGUGUUUCCAAUCUAUUGCCUGCAUUCUUUACUAAUGAGGUUGAGUCUGAUGUACAUUCUGCUGCAGUUGUGUCUUUAUCUAAGGAUUCAGGUUCGGAGAGCAUUUUUUAG
This is a messenger RNA of Arachis ipaensis, 924 nucleotides long. RefSeq lists its product as uncharacterized. NCBI's taxonomy places the organism in Eukaryota, Viridiplantae, Streptophyta, Magnoliopsida, Fabales, Fabaceae. The record is from RefSeq and is a predicted model, not a curated record.